AUGUUUCAUUUGUUCAGAGGGUUGUAUGAUUCGUACAACAAGAAAAAGGAAUACUCAAUUUUGAUAUUGGGGUUGGAUAACGCAGGAAAGACGACAUUCUUGGAAAAGUUGAAGGAGAUCUACUCCAAAAUCAAUAAAGAAAAGGUGAAAAUAAUACCCAAUGAAAGAAUAUUACCCACUGUUGGACAAAAUGUAGGCUAUAUAAAAGCAUCGAAAGACACAAUUCUUAAAUUCUGGGAUGUAGGUGGUCAAACCGAGCUAAGGUCGAUGUGGGCAAAUUACUUUGAAUUGGCUCAUGGAAUUAUAUUUGUCGUUGAUAGUUGCGAUAGAGAUAGAAUAGAAGAGUGCCAAAGGGAGUUAUUAAAAAUACUAGAUCCAGAUGAGUCUCAAUUCCAAAGUGUAGGUGAAACGGACCAUUAUAUUGAUAAAAGUAUUCCAAUAUUAAUGUUGGCAAAUAAACAGGACAGGCCUGAACAUUUGGAGGUUGAAGAUAUAAAAGAGAUUUUUAACAGAAUUGCAGAACACUUGGGUGCCAGAGACUCAAGAGUCUUGCCCAUUAGUGCUCUAACUGGCGAUGGAGUUCAAGAUGCUGCUGAUUGGUUGCUAAUCAGAUUAGCAAGAAAUAAGUCAAAUAGACCUCCGAAGUAUAAAUAA
Ascoidea rubescens DSM 1968 is the source of this 654-nucleotide messenger RNA. It is a transcript of the gene ARL3, whose product is annotated as Arf family GTPase ARL3. NCBI's taxonomy places the organism in Eukaryota, Fungi, Ascomycota, Saccharomycetes, Ascoideales, Ascoideaceae. The record is from RefSeq and is a predicted model, not a curated record. Gene Ontology annotation, molecular function: GTP binding; GTPase activity. Gene Ontology annotation, biological process: Golgi to plasma membrane protein transport; protein localization to organelle; intracellular protein transport. Bases 1 to 654 code for a protein of 217 amino acids. Gene Ontology annotation, cellular component: Golgi apparatus. The transcript has a single exon.